This is a messenger RNA of Eptesicus fuscus (big brown bat), 933 nucleotides long. RefSeq names its product YAE1 maturation factor of ABCE1 (gene YAE1). The transcript has 3 exons. The record is from RefSeq and is a predicted model, not a curated record. Bases 79 to 759 code for a protein of 226 amino acids. NCBI's taxonomy places the organism in Eukaryota, Metazoa, Chordata, Mammalia, Chiroptera, Vespertilionidae.
CCACUCAUCCCCGCCCCUCAGACCGGAAGGGGCUGCGGGCGCUUCCUGCUGCUCCCCGGGCCUUGGGGUUGCCCGGUGAUGUCCUGGGUCCAAGCAGCUCCUGUGGUCCGGGGUGGCGGAGAGGAGGGGGAAGUGUUUGACGAGGAAGCAGACGAGUCGCUCCUGGUGCAGCGGGAAUGGCGGAGCCAGAUGCAGAGACGCGUCAAAGAAGGCUAUAGAGAUGGACUACAGGCUGGCAAAGCAGUUGCCCUUCAAGAAGGCUUCAAUCAAGGUUAUAAAGAAGGUGCAGAAGGCAUUAUAAACUAUGGACAACUCAGAGGAACGUUGAGUGCUUUGCUCUCCUGGUGUCACCUUCAUGAUAAUAGUUCGGCUUUGAUCAGUAAAAUAAAUAACCUUCUGGAUGCAGUUGGCCGUUGUGAAGAGUAUGUGCUCAAACAUCUGAAAUCAAUCACCCCACAGCCGCAUGUUGUAGAUUUAUUGGACUCCAUUCAGGACAUGGACCUUUGUCAUGUAUCUCCAGCUGAGAAACAGAUUUAUGAAGCUGAAGUUGAAAGACUCUGUGAAAAUAAUGCUGAGUUUAACAAAAGCUGUAGCAGUAGUCUUAGUGGGGUAGAUUGUUCAUCUUUAGAAUGUUGUGGAACACAGGGGCAUACACAUUCUGAAAACCCAAGCCUCACUUGGAUUUUAGAACAGACAGCCAGUUUGGUAAAACAGCUGGGAGUAUCAGUAGACAUAUUACAGCACCUCAAACAACUAUGAAAAUUAUCUUCACUUUUCUGGUGAAAAUAAUGUUCAGAACAUUCCUUGGGACAUUUUGUUUCUUAACAAGUUUACCAAAAUUUGUACUGGUUUCUACAUUGAACACUUCACCAGCCUUCGUGGAAGUUUGAAACAUCUUCAGAAUUAACACUAUUAAAUGUAACAUAAGCCUUU